UUAGACUCGGGGCAUCGAGGGAGGCCGAGCGGUGACCGAAAGUGCCCGAGGGACAUGAGAGAAGCCGGAGGAGGAGAGCGCACGUGCGGCGUUCCGUCUGCGAGAAAGGUGCAGCAUGGUGAAGAGGAAUCUCCCCAGGUGGGACCAGGAUCCGGAGGAUCGGCUGGUGAACAUCAAUGUGGGUGGCCUGAAGCACAGUUUCUGCUCCAGCAUGCUCCGGAAGUUUCCAGACACGCGACUGUGCCGCCUUCUGUCCUGUGACACAGAGGAAGCCAUUCUGCAGGUUUGUGAUGACUAUGAUGUUCAGAAGAAGGAGUUUUACUUCGACCGGAACCCUGGCCUCUUCCCUUACGUCCUCCAUUUCUACCAGACCGGAAAGCUGCACAUCAUGGAAGAGCUGUGCGUCUUCUCCUUCUGCCAGGAGAUCGAGUACUGGGGCAUCAACGAGUUCUUCUUGGACAGUUGCUGUAGUUAUCGGUACCAUGAUCGCAAGCUGGAAAGCCAUCACAAGUCCUGGGAUGAGGAGAGCGAUGUGAGCAGUGUGGACACUUCCGUGGAUGAGAUAUCUGACCUCAACAAGGACAUUCAGCAUUUCCAGGACAUGCGUUGUGGUAAUGUUCGGAAGUGCCUGUGGCUGACCUUGGAAAACCCAGGAUAUUCCAUCCCAAGCAAGCUCUUCAGUUUGCUUUCCAUCAGUGUCGUGCUAAUGUCAAUUGCCACCAUGUGCAUCAACAGCAUCCCAGAGUAUCACAUGUAUGAUGAGAACGGUCAGCAAAUUGAGGACCCAACCAUGCAAGCUUUAGAGAUUUUCUGUAUCUGCUGGUUCACUUUCGAAGUGGUGACACGGAUGCUUCUCGCCCCAAACCGUCGAAAGUUUUUCCUCCUUCCACUAAACAUGAUUGACAUUAUCUCAGUGGUGCCCAUUUACAUCACGCUCUUCUUUGAUCUGCUUGCUGGUGGCGAAUCUGAGCUUGGGAACUUAGGGAAACUAGUCCAGGUCCUCAGGCUGAUGAGAAUCUUCAGGGUGCUGAAGCUGGCCCGACAUUCAACAGGGCUGAGGUCACUCGGCGCUACUUUAAAGCACAGUUACAGAGAGGUGGGCAUCCUGCUGCUGUACCUGGCGGUGGGCGUGUCUGUUUUCUCUGGCAUGGCUUACACUGCAGAAUAUGAGGAGGACGUCGGUUUGGACACCAUCCCUGCUUGCUGGUGGUGGGGUACAGUUAGCAUGACCACGGUCGGCUACGGGGACGUCGUGCCUGUCACGGUGGCAGGGAAGCUAGCGGCUACAGGCUGCAUCCUCGGAGGCACGCUGGUGGUGGCCUUACCCAUCACCAUCAUAUUCAACAAGUUCUCACAUUUCUACCGCAAACAGAAGGCUCUGGAGGCUUCGGUGAGGAACAACAACAAGAAGAGAAUGAGGAUGAAUGGGCAGGACAGAGAGGGGGAAGAAGGAUCCGAAGGGGACAGUCAGUGUUUGGAAGAUGAGGAAGAGGAUGAAGAUGGAGACAAUGAAGGAGGGGUGGUAAACUACAGCUAUGUACAUCAUCCGCUUCCAAUGUCUUCAUCUCAGUAUGAGAGGAGAGCUCCACUCGCAAGGGGAAAAGAACUUUAUCAGCUCUGAGGGUAACGCGUCUGCACGUCUAGACAUACAAGAGUGCUUGUGUCCUAAUUAAUUAUUGUCAAAAUUGGGUCAUGAAUGAUUAGGGAUGUAUUUAUGCAUUUUCUUUGCCAGAGUUUUCGUUUCACUACUCUAUUGGUACAUUGACAAAAACACUGAGAUUAGGGCUGUGCUGUAUUGAAUCAGAGCAGUGAGGUUGGCCGUAGGCACCUAGUGGUUCAAGAGUGCAGCUUUUCUAACCGUUUUACCUUCACAGAGUCACGUACUGAUUCAAUAGACCUCUAA
Colossoma macropomum (tambaqui) is the source of this 1903-nucleotide messenger RNA. Its product is annotated as potassium voltage-gated channel subfamily S member 2. Gene Ontology annotation, cellular component: voltage-gated potassium channel complex; membrane. Gene Ontology annotation, molecular function: delayed rectifier potassium channel activity; protein binding. NCBI's taxonomy places the organism in Eukaryota, Metazoa, Chordata, Actinopteri, Characiformes, Serrasalmidae. The record is from RefSeq and is a predicted model, not a curated record. Gene Ontology annotation, biological process: protein homooligomerization; potassium ion transmembrane transport; regulation of delayed rectifier potassium channel activity. The coding region runs from base 116 to 1621 and encodes 501 amino acids. The transcript is spliced from 3 exons.